Pestalotiopsis fici W106-1 is the source of this 2241-nucleotide messenger RNA. Its product is annotated as Pre-mRNA-splicing ATP-dependent RNA helicase prp28. Gene Ontology annotation, cellular component: catalytic step 2 spliceosome. The coding region runs from base 1 to 2241 and encodes 746 amino acids. The transcript has a single exon. The record is from RefSeq and is a predicted model, not a curated record. Lineage: Eukaryota; Fungi; Ascomycota; Sordariomycetes; Amphisphaeriales; Sporocadaceae. Gene Ontology annotation, biological process: mRNA splicing, via spliceosome. Gene Ontology annotation, molecular function: RNA binding; RNA helicase activity; ATP binding.
AUGGGUAUUACGCCUCGUGUGCCGACCACGAACGGUCAAAUCAACGGUGCACCAAAGACGGCCAAAAAGACACCGGUAGAUAUCGAAGAAUUGCUCGCAAGGAAGAAGGCCGCAGCCGAGGCAGCAUCGAAACCAAAGUUUAUCCCCAAGGCAGAAAGAGAGAGAUUAGCAGCUGAGAAGGCAAAGAAGGAGGAGGAGGAAAAGCAAAAGCAAAAGCAAAAAGAGGCUGCCUCGCGCAACGAUAGCUGGAGCAACGGAACUAGCACCCAAACCAACGGCAGAAGCCAGAAUGAUAGCCGACAGGACCGACGGGCUGGGGACCGGUACUACAGAGAUGGCCCGGCAGUUCCUACUGGGCCAAAAGCUAUGCGCCAGAACCAAAGUCAGAACCACCACCACGACGACAGACGAAAGGGCGGCAACAAGGAUAAAGAUGGCAAGAAGCGCCCUGCACCAGAGGAGGCCGAGGCAGUCUUGAUCAGGGAGCGUUAUAUGGGACCAGAGACCAACGUUUCGACAUUCUCUGCAUUGAAGAAGCGGAAACGAACCACGGAAAAGAAGUUCAAUUUCGAAUGGGAUGCGUCAGAGGAUACAAGCCAGGACCACAACCCGAUAUAUUCUGAUCGGGUGGCGCCGACCUUCUUUGGCAGGGGAAGACUGGGCGGCUUCGGAGAUGACAUGACUGAAGAAAACACAAGACGAUAUGCACAGUCGCUGAUCGAACGCGAUCCGGAGAAUGGUGCCGCGCGAGCUCAGGAGAUGCUCGAAAUGAUGCAGAGAGCAAAGGAGCGGGCCAACCGCAAUGCUCUCGGAAAGCACUGGUCCGAGAAGAAACUGGAGGAGAUGAAGGAGCGGGACUGGCGCAUCUUCAAAGAGGACUUUGGUAUUGCUACCAAGGGCGGCUACAUUCCCAACCCCAUGCGGAGUUGGCAGGAGUCUGGGCUUCCUCGUCUACUUUUGGAUAUCAUUGCACAAGUCGGCUACGACGAACCCUCCCCCAUUCAGCGAGCCGCCAUUCCUAUCGCGCUGCAGGCGCGUGACCUGAUUGGUGUUGCCGUGACUGGUUCCGGAAAAACCGCUGCUUUCUUGCUGCCGCUUUUGGUGUAUAUCUCUGAACUGCCUCCUCUGACAGAGAUCAACAAGAAUGAUGGUCCAUAUGCACUUAUUUUGGCACCAACUCGAGAACUGGUUCAGCAGAUUGAGACGGAAGCGAGGAAAUUCUCGACGCCGCUGGGUUUUACAGUUGUGAGUCUGGUAGGUGGUCACGCUCUCGAGGAACAAGCCUUCGCCCUUCGGAAUGGUGCUGAAAUCAUUGUUGCCACUCCUGGUCGUCUCGUGGAUUGCAUCGAGAGACGACUCUUGGUGUUGUCGCAAUGUUGCUACGUCAUCAUGGAUGAAGCCGAUCGAAUGAUUGACAUGGGUUUCGAGGAACCUGUAAACAAGAUUCUCGAUGCUCUUCCUGUGACAAACGAGAAGCCGGAUACAGAUGAGGCUGAAAACGCUCAGCUAAUGUCACGGCAUCUUGGUGGAAAGGAUCGUUACAGGCAGACCAUGAUGUACACGGCAACGAUGCCUCCGAUAGUGGAAAGAAUUGCCAAGAAGUACUUGCGUCGCCCAGCUACCGUGGCCAUUGGUAACGCAGGUGAGGCGGUUGAUACUGUAGAGCAACGUGUUGAAUUUGUUUCAGGAGAAGAUCGCCGCAAGAAGCGUCUGCGGGAGAUACUUCUCGAUGGCGGUUUCAAAGCGCCCAUCAUCGUUUUCGUCAACAUCAAGCGAAACUGUGAUGCUAUCGCCAAAGAAAUCAGCAGGAUGGGUCUCAGCGUGGCUACGCUACACGGUUCCAAGACUCAGGAUCAACGUGAGCAGGCUUUGAACUCGGUCCGCGCAGGAAACACGGAAGUCUUGGUCGCCACCGAUCUUGCUGGUCGUGGUAUUGAUGUGCCCGACGUCAGUCUGGUCGUCAACUUCAACAUGGCCACUUCAAUCGAGGCCUAUACUCACAGAAUCGGUCGUACCGGUCGUGCCGGCAAGAGUGGUGUUGCCAUCACCUUCCUAGGCAGCGAGGACGCAGAUGUCAUGUAUGAUCUAAAGCAGAUGCUCAGCAAGAGUAGUAUCAGUCGCGUCCCCGAAGAGCUUCGGAGACACGAAGCCGCCCAGCAGAAGCCUAGCCGAGUUCGCAAGACGGUUAAUGAGAAUUCUGGUCCGACAGGGUUCGAUAACAAGAGUAGUGGGUGGAACUAG